AUGCGCGCUCGGGGUCCUCUGCCGGAUGUGACCGCUGUGAACGCGACCAUUGGCGCCUGCUCGCGCGCUGCAGCGUGGCCCCAGGCGGUGCAGUUGCUUGCGGAGAGUGGAAGCAAUGCGAACAUCAUCACCUUCAAUGCGACAGCAACGGCUUGUGCCCGGGGGCGGCAGUGGAAGGUGAGCUUAGACCUCGUCCAGGAAAUGCUUCGCCGGGGAAUUGCGCCCAGCGCGUCGACCUGGGGGGCGCAGGCAGCCGCCUGUGAGCGAGGCUCUCACUGGACCGGUGCUAUUCAGACGUUGCACGACAGCCGAAAGCACGGGAUUGAGCCGCAGGUGAUCACCAUCAGCUCAGUGAUCAAAGCGUGCGGCACCGCCCAACGUUGGGAUCUUAGUCUUCAGCUCCUGCACGAGGCGCAGGCGAGAGGCAUUGACGUGGAUGUCAUCACCUUCAACUGCGCUCUUGGAGCCUUAUCACGGAGCGCGAGGUGGCAAGAGGCUCAGUCUCUACUGAGCGAGAUGGAGGGAAGCCACUGCCUCCCCGAUGAUGUUAGCUACAAGCUGGUGGCUGAUGCUCUUCGUGGAACGCCCGGCGAGGCAGCCGUCCAGGUGGCCAGCCCCAGCGUGGCCCAGGCUUGGCAGCCCAAGAACAAUCUGCCCGUUGACAGAAGAGCUUUGGAUGGAAGGCUGUAUGGGCACGAGCCGGUUCUCUGUACGGCUGUGGUGGAGGCCCUGCUCAGCGCCAAGACGGAUGCAGAGCAUGUGGUUGACGCCACUUUCGGGGGUGGGGGCCACUCCAGGGCUUUGCUUCGUCAUCUCCCAAGCACAUCGAAGGUGUUUGCCUUUGAUGUGGAUGCCAGUGCGAUGGCAGAGGCUCGGCGGACAGCUGCCUCAGAUCCACGGCUGGUGCCCAGGCAUGCAGCGUUUGGCAGUCUCCACCAGGUGUUGCCCCCCGGACUGGCGCUCAGGGGCCUCCUCGCUGAUCUCGGUGUCUCCUCAAUGCAGCUGGAUCGCAAGCACCGGGGCUUCUCGCCCAUUGAGGACGGCCCGCUGGACUUGCGCAUGAACUCCGAAAUCGGCCUCUCAGCCUCGCAGUGGCUGGACGCCGUGUCGCCAGAAGAGCUCGCUUGGGUGCUCCGGGAGUAUGGCGAGGACCGUGAUCCCCUCCUCGCAGCGCGCCUUGCCGAGGCCAUAUGCGCCCGGCGCCCGUUGCGACGCACAACGGAGCUCGCCGAGGUCGUGGCUUACGUCAAGGCAAAGACCCUUGGCAAGAAUCCGUUCGAGCAGCCGGCACGGCUGACUUUCCAGGCAAUUCGCUCCCACCUCAACCAGGAGUUCUCACAGCUCUGCGCCCUCCUGGCAGCGACUGUGCAGCGCCUGGCUACGGGCGGUCGGGCCGUCAUCAUUUGCUUCAAGGCGAAAGAGGUUUCCACAGUGCGCCAAUGGCUUCGUCAGCAUGAGGAGCCGAGUCCUGACAUUGUGGCAGGUUGGCCAGAGGAGCGCCUUCUCUCCUUGUAUCCACUUCUCCAGCGAAGCUGCGAGGACCCGAGGGGCUGGAAACAGGGGGCGAGGGCGACAGAGAAGAGCCAUCUCACCCUCCCUCCGGCGAGGGAUUGCGGCAUGGCGCUGCGGCACCGGCAAGUCCUCGCAGCCAUUGUGGCCGUAUCUGUUUCGCCGCUCUGUUUCUUGCAGGGGCCGACUAGGUUGUGGGGAUCGUCAGAGUCCAGACGGCCACGAUCAGACAGACUGCUGCGGAGAGCUGAAGGAGACGAUGCCGGGACACUCAGCAGUUUGGAGGAUGGGAGCAGUGCUGUUGGCGACAGCAGUGCCUGGUGGAACGAUCCAGAGACGGCCUCCUUGGUGGACAAGCUCCAGGUGGAAGAGACCACCGACGCCUUGCAAAAGCUCCGGAGGCAGAUGACACUGGAGGAGCAAGCUUUCGAUCAGGAAAUCGAAGAUGUUAUCAUUGCAGGCAAACGAGCUUUGCUGAAGCUGCGCAUGCAGCGCGCCGUGGAGAUGCCAGGGAUGAAGACGCACAUGUUCAAGAAGAUUCGGAAGCAGAUCGCCAGAGCGAUGACUCUGAGGCGCCAGCGUGAGAUUGCUCGGGGCAUCACCCGGGAGCAGAGCCGCCGCAUGCGACGGCGGCGGCGCCUGGAACUGAAGGUGAAGUACGAGGAGGCUUACGGCGGAGAGCGACCAGGGCCAAAGUGGGCACCCCAGGCUGCCGUGGACGACCAAUCGAAGCGGUCGGCGCAGUUGAUAAACAACAAGGAUCGGCAUGCUACCAGCACGAAGCGGGUCUCGGUCAAAGAGCUUUUGCAAGAAAGUGCGCCGGCGAAAGCCCCUGCACCGCAAGUGGCGACAGCUUCCCCGAAGCAGGUGCCGGCAGCGCAGCCUCCCACACGGCAAGCGCCAGUUGACACACCUCCAGAGGCCACCAAGCCCGUGCAGGCAAGCAAGGCCGCUGUGCCCCAGACAGCGAGCCCCGAGACCCCUGCGCCCACGCAGGAGAAGCCGGUGGCAAAGGCACCACCAGCCCCAGCCCCUGCGACUACAACAGUAGCCGCCGCGGCGACGCUUGCGAAGCCGGCAGCGCCUGUAGAAAGUUCGGCCGCUACCGAUGCAGAACCCGUCUUUGACGAGGCAGACCUAGACGUGCCCUAUGUUACGGUUCAGUUCAAGCUUCCGGAUGGCACACUGCAAGACGUCUACUUCCUCACAUUUCCGUUUGGUUUCGACCUCAACAAGACCAAGCCCAUCACCGUGAG
This is a messenger RNA of Symbiodinium sp. CCMP2456, 2765 nucleotides long. Lineage: Eukaryota; Dinophyceae; Suessiales; Symbiodiniaceae. The record is from the annotation of a GenBank genome assembly.